AUAAGACGCUCCCGAUACGCUCGCGCCUCGCAUCCUCCGCGAGCGAUUUCGCGAAACGGACGAUAUCCUUAAUCCGGGUUCGCCUUCAAACGAUCUCGAACAAAGGAAACAACGUAUCCGCGAACACCGACGGAUCACGUUGUUUGCACGGCCCGUUUGAACGAUUCGCGGCACACGGCGGCUUUGGCGCGACUUUCUACGCGCGAAGGGCAUUUCGAAAUCUCAGUAGAAUCAUUCCGUCUAUAGUCAGACGUCGCUCGAGACCAACACGUGCUACGCGUUUCAACCGCUUAACCGCCAAAUAAUUAGCAGAAAUUCUACAGAAAUUAUCCAAGCUUGUUACGAGUAUCGUCCACAAAGAUACAUUUUUCAAUUAGAACUGUUAGAAUCGAUUAACGUUUCGACGGUAUAAGUGGAACGACCCACUCCUCGAUCAGUCCAUUUCCUGGUAGAAAUUGCGGGGACAAAUAUUAUUCAGACACGUCCACAGACGGGAAUAAAUAACAAUUUCAAUGAAGAGGAAUUAAUAUCUACGAGUGCGUUCGAAAAGCAAGAUGGCCGCCAACUUUUCGCGGGAAGUUUCCCUGGACAAAUAUUAUUCAGACACUUCCAAGACGAGGACAAAUAAGAAUUAAGAUCUAUGAGAUUUUCAAAUGGUAGAAACAGUCAUUGAAAUCGAAACUAUCGUAAAAUCGAGUGGACAAUGAACAGGUUACUUUCGAGGUUCGAAAAGAAAGAUGGCCGCCAAUUUUUCGCGGGAAAUCUCCUUGGAGCAAGACAACAAACAAAUUUCAAUAAAGAAAGAUUAAGAUUUACAGGCAUUGAGAGAAAACUAUCAUGAAAUCAAAUGGACAAUGAACAGGUUACUUUCGAGGUUCGAAAAGAAAGAUGGCCGCCAACUUUUCGCGGGAAAUCUCCUUGGAGCGAGACAACAUAACAAAUUUCAAUAAAGCAAAAUUAAGAUCUACAGGCAUUGAGAGAAAACUAUCGUGAAAGGACGAUGAAUAGGUUAGUUUCGAGCAAUGUUGGAAAAGAAAGAUGGCCGCCAAGAUUGCGGCGGAAGUGUCUGUGGACCAGGAUCGUUGGAAACAGGAAACAGGAUGGGUCCAGGGAUUGUUCGAUAGGUAGAGGCUGAUGGUGGUCGUGUUAUCGCGCUGUCUGUUAAUCUCCGCGGCUGGUUUCGAGGUAUCGGGCAUCUCGCGCAGAAGCAAUGAGCUGUCCGUGGUCGGACGAUGCGCGAGACAUGCCUGAUAUCAGUCGAAGGACGUAGGUGGUACGAGCCGCGCCGAAUCCAUCGGAUCUAGUUAAUGUCCAGCGCUCCGUGGUCUCGGAUGUCGCAUCAGCUCGAACGAACCAUGACAGAGGACCUGGCACGAAGCUGAACCGCGCGUACCGUCCCUUUUUGUGGUUCCCUCCCCCGCGUUUCGAAUCGUCGCCGGUUCCAUCGGAGAUCCAUAACCCCGCGGAACAGAUCGAUACCACCCGAAAAAAGAGAGAGAAACGAUUGAAAGAGGACCAGCACGCGAGACGGGAAAGAGAGCUGUCGCCAUACGGAAACACGGAAACACGGGAACCGUGUCGAGCAACAGCUUUCCAGCGUUUCAGAUCCUUCCGGCGGUCUUUCGAGAUCAAUCGAUACGCGACGUCGAUGGUCGUCGGUUUCGAGUACUCGCACGUGGAUCGACGGAUCGAACUUGACACGCCGCGCGGCUGAAUAACAAACGGAGCUGUUUCGACCGGCGUAGAUCACUACGGCGAACCACGUGGACGACGCUUGGAUCGUUUUUGCAUCGCGUCUCGCGCCAACCACCGUCUCGAUAUCGAGUUUAAGGGUUUCGUGAACGAAUCGCAACCUCUAUGGUAGAACAGGAACUGGAUUCGUGGUCGAGGGACGAGAUCUUUCGUCGAUCGACGUGAUACGAUAUUAUUCGCGCGGGGUGUUCGAGAGGCAGCCAACCGAAGAGGAGACGCGAGAAGUCGAAGAAGAAAGAAGAAGUCGAGGGGAUUGAUUUAACCUAAUCGUUUCAGCGUUAGGUCCGCCAAAACGAAUAAUGGAGCUGGGACAGGACAUAAAAAAGAUGAAAAGUUCCGCGAAUUACGUGAAGGCCAUCGAAAGUGGUAGCGUACAACCGACUCAGAUGGUCGAAACGAAGAUCUACAAGCGACGAUGGCUAAUAUUAAUGAUCUUCGUGCUGUACAGCGCCAGCAACGCGAUGCAAUGGAUCCAAUACAGCAUCAUAUCAAACAUCGUGUCGUCGUUCUACAACGUCCCCAGUUUAGCGGUGGACAUGACCAGCAUGAUAUUUAUGAUAACCUACAUUCCAUUCAUAUUCCCAGCCAGUUAUCUACUCGACAAAUUCGGCCUAAGGUAUACUGCUCUGGCAGGAACGAUCGGGACCACGUUAGGAUCAUGGGUGAAAGCUUUCAGCGCGAGUCCCAAUCUAUUCUGGCUCACUUUUAUCGGUCAGACGAUAGUUGCUGUGAGCCAGACCUUCAUACUGUCGGUUCCAGCGCGUUUGGCGGCUGUCUGGUUCGGUCCAGAUCAGGUCAGCAGCGCCUGCAGCAUCGGCGUUUUCGGAAAUCAGUUGGGCAUAGCCAUAGGUUUCCUUUUUCCACCAAUGUUGGUACAAAGCAGCGAGGAUCCUAGCGUCGUUGGAAGAGGCUUGCAAAUCAUGUUCUACAUCGUGGCGGCUUUUUCCACCAUCAUUCUGUGCCUCAUCAUUUUCUUUUUCAAAGCAGAACCACCGUUGCCACCGAGUCCAGCCCAAGCUGUGCAAAGGGAAACGGAAUCGUCCGAGAAUUUCCUCCAGUCCGUGAAGAAACUAGUCACUAACCUUGGCUACUUGUUGCUCUUGCUGAGUUAUGGGAUCAAUGUCGGUAUUUUCUACGCCAUCAGUACUCUUCUAAACACCAUCGUUCUUCAGCAUUUCCCACACCACGAGAAAGACGCUGGAAGAAUAGGCUUGACCAUCAUUUGCGCUGGGAUGUUGGGUUCCGUGGUGUGUGGUAUCGUGCUGGACAAAACGCACAAAUUCAAAGAGACCACUCUGGGGGUGUACCUCUUCUCGUUCCUCGGCAUGAUCAUCUUCACGUUCACCCUGGAGAAGCAAAUAUACAUUCUUUACAUAACAGCUGGUAUAUUGGGAUUCUUCAUGACUGGCUACUUGCCAGUCGGUUUCGAGUUCGCCGCCGAGCUGACGUACCCGGAACCGGAAGGAACGUCCGCUGGUCUGCUGAACGCCGUCUGCCAAGUGUUUGGAAUCACCUUCACGAUCAUCUACGGUCACUUGUUGAACCUGUGGGGCGAUUUCUGGGCGAACAUCGUCCUCUGCGUCACCCUGGCCUUCGGUGCAUUCCUCACCACCAUCAUUCCCAACGAUCUUCGAAGACAGAACGCCAAAUUUUAAACGGUCUUGCCCGUGGCUGAGGAUCUACGAAACUGAAGAAGAUGAACGUCCUCGAAACGAGCUUUCGGGAGUCGAAGGACUGAUACAUCAGGGAUAAACGACGAAUCGUUACGGUUCCAGGCUUCUGGCUGCGAAACGUUCGUCAGAAAUGUUCUUUCUGCGCGUUGCAAUAUUUAGACGAAUAUAAUCAUCAGCAAUUAAUUUUACGAGAAUCCGAAGCGACAGUGAACAGGGUGUAAAACGUAUUUUCAGAUCCUAAUAGACUCCUUAAUCCUGACAAGACAGCAGAAAGGAUAUCUUCGAGCGAACGGACGCACAGGAAGCCUGGAACAGUGAUAACAUUUUAGCAGAAAUUUUAGGGAAAAGGUGAAAAGGUUAUUUUCGUAUGUUUCUAGAUAAGAAUCUUUACAGAUCUAUUUUGAUUACCUAAACUUGUCGCCUCUGGAUCUCAAACCGAUGAAAUUGAUGAACCACGAUUGGCCACUGAGCCGAAAGAGAUCGACCAAAUGUGAUCUACGAUAAAUCUUCCGCCUUUCUAGCUAGUCUUUCUUAACGCGCGUAACUCGAGGAGCCUCUAAUUGAACUAAAAAAAACUCUUGGUCGCAGUAUUCGCGUAAUCUGAGGAUUUCGUGUAGAAACCACGCUCAGGAUCUCUUAUUUCACCGUUGGCAUCAUCAGUAUUAUCGUCUGCUCCGACUCUGAUGAAGCUACUUGGCGAAAUGUCAGCGCGGAGACACUUUUUCCCGAUGCAAUUCUUGCAUCUCGAUGCCUCGAGUCUGAAUCAUAGACGUUUUAAUGAAAGCCAGUACACGAGAGAAGACUCAGAAUGGACUUAGGGUAACAGAAAACGGUGAUAUCUAUGAUAAUAAAUAUUUAUAGAUUUUUAAGGCGUUCCGAGCAUCGACCUAUACUUGCUACGAUUACGUUUUUUAAGCGAACAACUAGAUUAUUUUGAUGCUCGAAAUUUAGAAAGCCUAGUUGCUAGAACGAGAUCGUGCUUCCCCCAGUUUUAAUUUACAAACGCGUUUAUUGUUGGAAAGAGAAUGUUUUCCACGACCAAUAAUUCUAUAGAUCUCUAGCUCGUUUCUUGUUACGGAGUUGCUACAGAGUUCGAAAAGAUUCAAAGAGUAGAAAAUUGGUUUUUUCGUGGCCAACUUUAGAAUUAGAAAUAACAGGACCAUAUUUCGGAAACGCCUAAACUAUGCAAACACUUUGUUGGAGCAGGAUUGUAAUUAUCGUGUCUCGAAAGCGCGAUUAUCGCGUUACGAGAAAAGAUUGUUCGUCGAGAUUCUGAUAAACUUUGCUUUCAAAUGAUAAACAAUAUCAUUCGACAAGCCCCAAAUUUUAUUUUAGAUAUAUAUUUUUUAGGAACGAUCGUGGAUAAGACGGACAAUAUUUGUAUGUUUCGUAUACGAGUGCCAGGAACGUGCACAAAUGUACCACUCCGUGAUUAUUGUAAAUUAAAAUAUUCCUAUAGUUAGGGGCCAUUCGCGAAAUAAUCGUAGACGUUUCAAAACCAUCGAGAGAAAUAUUAUAAAUAUAUAUAAAUCUGUACGAUGGAAUUGAGAGCUCAAGUCUUGACGAGAGAAAGAGGUUUAAAAAAUUUAUUUAAAAAAUACGAGAUACGAGACUCCUCGUUAUCGAUAACUCUUUAAAAAUGACUUUAAAAAUGUUUUAUUAAUACUUUAAGAAUCGCCUUCAACAGAAUCACGAAUUACAGUCGAGAGUAUUGUUUUUCUCUGUCACCGAAGCAUUUAUUAUUUUGUAUUAUUAAUAUUACAUUUUUCUUUUUCUUUUCCAAGUAUUACUUUACGUUAUAAGUUUGUACGAGUAUAAGCACGUUAGAGUGGACGAGAUUAUUUAGAAAAUUCCAUCAUUCGAUAGUGUUUUAUUAAACGGAAUUUUAUUUCGAGAGAAAUAAUUAUGGGACUUAUUGGACUCGAGUUCUCACUUCCCGAACGCCAAAAAACAGACGUGAUUUUCUAUUAUUCUAGUCUCUCGACGGUUGAUCAUCGCGAAAACAUGAUGAGAAUGUUAGUCAAUUAAUUGUUACGAGACGAGACAAAGUUGAUAAACGAUUUAAAUGUUUACGUAUAGACACGUGCAUGGAUAUGUGUAUAUAUUUUCUGAGAAUCGAACGAUAUAUAUAUAAAUAAUAUAUUAUAUUUCCGUAUACAACGUAAAAAUGUAUUAUUCGCAAACGAUAGUUGGACAAUAGAAACAGAAGUACAAUUCUACCAAGUUCAAAUGUUACGAGAACUAUAGUUACCAUAUUUUCAUGUAACGUUGAAAUGAUAUAGUGUUAAUGCAUUAAUCCGAAUUCAACUGUUGUAUUGUAAAAUAAUCUGCGGGGAAUGUUUCUUCUCGCCGGAGAAAAUCAAAGAAAAUAUAUGAAAAAAGUAUUAACUCGUAGAAAUAAAAAUAAUGGAAAAUCGCAGAUUAAGUUACGAUCUCGUUUAACGAAUUUUGCUGUAUCAGCAAUGUAUUGUUCAAACAUAUCUGUGUUAGUUGAUAGUAUUUUGUUGAACAACGCAUAAUUGACAGCAGAGGAAAGUAUAAUUCGUGAACAUUCGAUCUACGCUUUGUCCUUUUCUCUUUCGAGCUGCGUUUUAUUCAUUUCGAUAACUAUCGAGACGUUCCUUCAUUUUUUUUCAAAUUAUUCGUACGAAAAGGCAAAGGAUAAAGCGAAAAUUGCAAUCGAACGGUUGUACCAACGAGUCCAUUGGUCUUCCACUCGUUUUAAUUGUACAUUUUCGAACGAUAUUUUUGUCAUACACGUUGCUCUUCGUUCUUUUGUAAAUAUAUUGUCGAAACGCGAUGUAUACAGAACGUCCUGCGUAAUAAGUUUCGAGAUUUCUCGAGUAUUCAAGCACGAAGAAACGUUUUCAAGGAAAGCUGAUCUUUCUUUUAAAACAUUUCUUUAUCGUGUAUGUAAAGAGUACUUGAAAAAUCGUGAAAACUAUUAGGCGGUAUGCUCUGUGCAUAUUAUAUUUCGCUUCUCGUCUGAUGUUAGAGAGCAGGCCUACUUUUAAAGCUGUUUCCCCGAGCCGGAAACGCGUGACAAACAGAGAACAAAAGUAUCUGUGAUUGUUGACAAUAUUCGCGAUUCGACUGUCGUCCGAAUGUGUAAAACGUUAAAAAAGCUUGAAGAAUUUGACAAUCUCGCGACUGUCUGUAUAACGUUGUUUGCCUGUAGCCAUGUUGGAAACGU
Molecule: messenger RNA, 6618 nt
Organism: Colletes gigas
Lineage: Eukaryota; Metazoa; Arthropoda; Insecta; Hymenoptera; Colletidae
Product: feline leukemia virus subgroup C receptor-related protein 2-like
Exons: 9
Coding region: 2052-3407 (451 amino acids)
Biological process (GO): transmembrane transport; heme export
Cellular component (GO): membrane
Molecular function (GO): heme transmembrane transporter activity; heme binding
Source: RefSeq, a predicted model, not a curated record